This is a messenger RNA of Calidris pugnax (ruff), 1949 nucleotides long. It is a transcript of the gene SCRN2, whose product is annotated as secernin 2. The record is from RefSeq and is a predicted model, not a curated record. The transcript is spliced from 7 exons. Gene Ontology annotation, molecular function: cysteine-type exopeptidase activity; dipeptidase activity. Bases 193 to 1542 code for a protein of 449 amino acids. Gene Ontology annotation, biological process: proteolysis. Lineage: Eukaryota; Metazoa; Chordata; Aves; Charadriiformes; Scolopacidae.
UAUUGGGCUGCGCGGGGGGGGCUCUACGGUCGGUGCAAAGCCGCGGGGUUGCGAGGCAGGAGAUGCCCCCCCCCAGGCCACCCCGGGCUGGGGUCCCCGCUGUCCCCCCAAGCGCAGGGGGGGUGUCAUUCCACCCCCUCAAGACCCCCUGUGUCCCCACAUCCGCCAGCUCCAAAGGGACCCUGGGGACAGAUGCAGGGCAGGGACAAGGGGGUGAUGAUGGGUGAUGUCCCCCCCCCGGGUGGCCCAUCCCCCUCCGCCCGGUUUAGGAUGGCGGGGCGGGAUCCCGCACCCUCGUCCUGCGACUGCUUCGUGGCGCUGCCCCCGCACACCGCCACCCCCGCCGUCAUCUUCGCCAAGAACGCUGAUCGCCCGCGCCACGAAGUCCAAGAGAUCGUCUACGUCCCCGCCGCCGUCCACCGCCCCGGGGACAAAGUCCAGUGCACCUACCUGGAGAUCGAGCAGGCGGAGAGGACCCACGCGGUGGUGCUGAGCCGUCCCGCCUGGCUGUGGGGUGCCGAGAUGGGUGCUAACGAGCACGGUGUCUGCGUGGGCAACGAGGGCGUCUGGACCCGCGAGCCCGUGGGGGAGGACGAGGCGCUGCUGGGGAUGGACCUGGUGAGGCUGGGUUUGGAGCGGGGCAGCUCGGCCCGGGAGGCUCUGGGGGUGAUCACGGCCUUGCUGGAGCGCUACGGCCAGGGUGGGAGCUGCAAGGAGGAGCCGGAGCCCUUCGUCUACCACAACACCUUCCUGCUGGCCGACCGCUCCGAGGCCUGGGUGCUGGAGACAGCUGGCCGGUACUGGGCAGCCCAGCGGAUCCAAGAGGGCAGCCGCAACAUCUCCAACCAGCUGAGCGUGGGGAGGGAGAUCACGGCCGAGCACGCGGGGCUGCGGCAGCGAGCGCGCAGCCAGGGCUGGUGGAGCGGGGACGGCGAGUUCAGCUUCGCCGAGGUCUUCUCCCUGCCCCACCAACCCCCCCGCAUGGAGGCUGCCAAGGCCCGCUACCGCGCCGGCAGGGAGCUGCUGCGGCAGCACGCAGGUCACAUCACGGCGGAGACCUUCAUGGCCAUCCUGCGGGACAAGGAGAGCGGGAUCUGCGUGGACUCGGAGGGUUUCCGCACGGCGGGCAGCAUGGUGUCCGUGCUGCCCCGGGACCCCGCCUUGCCCUGCGUCCACUUCUUCACGGCCACCCCUGAUCCCUCCAGGUCUGUCUUCAAGCCCUUCGUCUUCGUGGCCAACCCCAAGCCCACGCCGCAGGUGAGGUCUCCCACUUUCCGUGAGGACCCGGCCAAGCAGAUCCCAAGGUUCCAGAGCACGGUCGAUCGGCGCCACGAGCUGUACCGCCGGCAUCAGGCGGCGCUGGAGCUGAUGGAGAGGGACCAGGAGCAGGGCCAGAAGCUCCUGCAGACGCUGCGGGACCUGGAGAAGCAGGGCCUGGAGGGGAUGAAUGCUCUCCUGGGGGGGACGGUGGCCCCCAGCCCGGAGGAGUUGGCCGACCUCUUCUUCGACUGCGUGGAGGCAGAGAUGAAGUUUUAUACAUAAACCCUGCGCUGGGGGGGUGGGCUUUCCCCCCCACCACAGCAUUGCUCCUAGAUAGGGGAUGAGAAGACCUUCCCGGUGCCCACCCCUGGCUCCUCACCUCCUACCCCCACGGUGGAGAACACCUUGACCAGCAUCUCCAGCCCUGCCUGGGGGUGCGGAGCCUCCAGCCCCCCAACUUGCCCCAGAGGACCUGGCACAUUUGAGAGGUGGCCGUGGCCUGAAACGCGGGUGUGGGGAGAAGGAGAGGGACGUGGAGUGGGAUGUGGAGUCCUGCCCGCAGCCUGGCGUGUCCUGUCCCACCAUCAGGCAGAGCUGCAGGUGCCCGGCCCCUCUGGGGCUGCUGUGGGGCUGGUGGCUCCGUGUCAGACAGGCAGAUCCAUGUAGGAAUAAAGAGGCUUUAAUUGCAA